AUGCUCAUUGGUCUCCGACAGAGAGUGCUUAUCGUUUGUGGACUUUUCUUGAGUUUUGUUCUCCUACUGUUCAUUAUCUACUGCAACUUUCCCGAAUUGGAGGAGGAACAUCGAGAGCUGUUCAAAUAUCCAAGAAGUCUGGAAGAUGCUAAGGGUUUGGGACGUGUUCUGUUGCACUACAAGGAGCAACACAUGUUCACAGUUCUCUUUGGAGUGGUUGUUGUUUACAUAAUGUUGCAGUCCUUUGCUGUACCAGUAUGUUUUUGCUCUGCUACCGGAGCAUCAGUAUGCUACCUCUUAUCAUAUAUGUUAGGCCGUGAUCUUGUCACCGCUUAUUUCCCUGAACGAAUAAAGCAGUGGCAAGGCACAUUUCUUGGCGUGGCACCUCCUAGCUUCUUAUACAUCCAAGCCGGUUCCACUUUGGAACAGAUGGUGCAUACUAAUCUGCGAACACUUCGUAUUAAUGGAAGACGCGGAAUAGUGAACCUUGCAAACGGCAAUCGCAAUCUGAGAGUCCGCAAAGGACUUCUGGAUAGACCACUGGUUCUGAGUAUCCGUGCUGAACGGCAGUUUAUUGGGGCCUUCGCUGGAAUCGCUCGUCACCUCUUGAAACUUCGUUAUUUUGUUGCUACAGGUGUGAUUGGGGGCAGCGUCGCGGCUAGAAAUUGGUACGAGGAAUGGAAAUCGAUGCUUCCUGAUUUCUCCUUACCAGAAUGGAGCAAAGUUGAUACAAAUUCGUUAUGGCAAGAAUUAUCUGAGCAGCUGUCCCACAUAAGAGAAGGGUUUGGAAGUGCGGAUGCGGACACUAAGGUCGCUACUUGGAUUGAUCGUUUCCAAAAGUUCCGCAAAGACAGAAUUGCCGAGUCGUCUUCCGAGCACGAUCGCAAUUCAGGUGAUGCUGCUGAGAAUGCGAAAGCUGCAACACUUCUUUCCUUUAUGGCUGCUUUUGGCGUAAAGAAAGAUGAGAAAGAGGCCUCUGAAGAAAAUGCGGAAGAGCGUAUCCAGAAACUCCAAGAAGAGAUGCUCAAAACACAGAGCCAAUAUCAAAGGGAACUAGAGCGAUUGGAGAAGGAAAACAAGGUGCUGAAGCAACGCCUGUUGUUAUCCGACCAAGGCGCUGUCAGGCGGCUAAGAAGACUGAAGCGAUCGCUCAUUGAUAUGUACUCCGAGGUGCUGGACCUUCUUAGUGAGUAUGACUCGUCGUAUAAUACAGUCGAUAACUUACCUAGAGUGGUUGUCGUUGGAGAUCAAAGUGCAGGCAAGACAUCCGUUCUUGAAAUGGUAGCUCAAGCGCGUAUUUUCCCACGUGGAUCAGGAGAGAUGAUGACACGAGCUCCAGUCAAGGUAACUUUGUCAGAAGGUCCCUACCACGUUGCCCAAUUCAAGGACUCCACCCGUGAAUUCGAUCUCUCUAAAGAAGAAGAAUUAAGACAGUUGAGAUCUGAAAUUGAAGUAAGGAUGAGGAAUUCUGUCAAAGAUGGACAUAGUGUAUCCAAUGAUGUAAUAUCGCUAACAGUAAAAGGACCAAACUUGGCGCGCAUGGUUCUGGUCGAUCUUCCUGGUGUCAUUUCUACCGUUACGGCGGAUAUGGCGAGGGAAACGAAGGAUGACAUCAUUAAAAUGAGUCGAACUCAUAUGGAGAAUCCUAAUGCGAUCAUUCUGUGCAUCCAGGAUGGAUCUGUAGACGCAGAACGUAGCAACGUCACUGAUCUGGUUAGUAGUAUUGAUCCAACCGGAAGGAGAACCAUCCUUGUUCUAACAAAGGUGGACAUGGCGGAGAAGAAUUUGACAAACCCCGAUAGAAUCAAGAAAAUUUUGGAAGGAAAAUUAUUUCCAAUGAAAGCUCUUGGUUACUUUGGUGUUGUGACUGGUCGUGGAAACAGUGCAGACUCGAUAGAGGAAAUUCGUAGAUAUGAAGAGGACUUCUUUUCAAAUAGUCAACUUCUAAAAGAUGGUGUCCUUAAACCCUCGCAAAUGACUACGAGAAAUAUGUCUCUCGCUGUAUCUGACUGUUUUUGGAGAAUGGUCCGCGAUUCUAUAGAGAGUCAAGCGGAUGCAUUUAGAGCAACAAGAUUCAAUCUUGAAACGGAAUGGAAAAAUACUUUCCCUCGGAUACGACAGCUCGACAGAGACGAACUUUUUGACAAAGCUCGAGGCGAGAUCCUUGAUGAAAUCGUGAAUCUUUCACUUGUUACUGCAGAGGAAUGGGAGAAACUUCUAGAAAAGAAGCUUUGGGAGACCGUCUCUAGUCAUGUUUUUGAUCAAAUUCUUAUGCCAGCAUGGGUAGUUGAUAAUGCAGGAUCAUUCAAUACUUUAGUGGAUAUUCGUUUAAAACAUUGGGCCGAUAAAGAACUCCCUCAGAGAAGUGUCAAUUCGGGUUGGGAGACAUUGCGAGAGGUAUUCUCGCGCCAAGUCAAUCGCGACUCGUCUAGCCAUAGUGAUCAUGAUACUAUUUUCGAUCCUCUGAAGGAAGCUGUUAUACAGGAGGCGAUGAGUAGCCACCAAUGGGAUUCGAAAGCUUUGGAUUAUUUGCGUGUUAUCCAGUUAAAUGCCAUGGACGACCGUGCUGUUCCAGAUCGGAAGUCUUGGGAUUCUGCUUGUCAAUUUAUGGGGAAAACUGCUUCUAACAGACUUGCUCUGGUUAAUCAACAGCUGAAUGAUGCGCGAGGACCUGGAUGGGUUUCACGAUGGGUUUUUUGGCAGACACCUUCUGCAGAAAAUCACUUUGCUAGUGCGGUCCAGGAUGAGCUUGCAUCGAUGCUUACCAACGAACCGGAGCACAAACAAGCUUUAACGGAUGAAGAUAUAUUAGUGGUUCGGCGGAAUCUCGAAACGAAAGGAGUGAUAGAAGUCCCUUCUGAAACAAUUAGGCGUCAAUGGAACUUGAUGUAUAAAAAACACUUCUUAGAGAAAACGAUACAGAGUAGUCGUGAUUGCCCAGCACUAUACCAACAUUACCGUCAAGGGUUCAAUGAAGGUGAUGUUGACUGUCAAACUGUGGUUUUCUUCUACAGGAUACAAAGGAUGUUGAAAUUGACGUGCAACGCUCUGAGGCAGCAAAUUACGAAUACGGAGCAGCGCAGAUUAGAAAAGGAAGUCAAGGAUGUAUUGGACGACUGGUCUCAGGAAACUGAAAAAAAGCAGAAGUAUUUAACUGGUAGAAGAGUUGAUCUUGCGGAGGAACUCAAACAAGUGCGGCGGAUACAGGAGAAGUUGGAAGAAUUCAUGGUUCAACUUCAACGUGAAAAGUAA
Necator americanus (New World hookworm) is the source of this 3252-nucleotide messenger RNA. RefSeq lists its product as uncharacterized. NCBI's taxonomy places the organism in Eukaryota, Metazoa, Nematoda, Chromadorea, Rhabditida, Ancylostomatidae. Gene Ontology annotation, cellular component: mitochondrial membrane; microtubule; cytoplasm. The record is from RefSeq and is a predicted model, not a curated record. Gene Ontology annotation, biological process: mitochondrial fusion. The transcript is spliced from 27 exons. Bases 1 to 3252 code for a protein of 1083 amino acids. Gene Ontology annotation, molecular function: GTPase activity; GTP binding; microtubule binding.